AGACACUGGUGCCGGUCACGAUGCAUUGUGAAAAAGUGUUCUCAUCUGUACCAGCUACGGUUAUUCUGCUGUUGCUACUGCACUGGUCACCUCGAGUGCAGUCACAGAGUACCGGAAACCUAUUUCCGAGUAGUGAAUACGUAUGGGGAACCUACUCACCAACAGCAACGACCUGCUAUAGUAACACCGUCUUCAGACGAUCUUUCAGCCUCGUUCCAGUUUCGCAAUUGUUCUCCUUUACACCGUCGACUGCCCAAGGAACAGUGCGGUAUAUUCGAGUCUGGACGGACAAUCUGUGGCCUUUCGUCGCUACUGUUACUUCCGGAGGUGUUGGAACACUGACUCCCACCGUCACUGCCGUACAAGUCAGAUCCGUACAUGGAGGAAUACUGUACGCCAACAUUCAGAUUCUAUGCUCUUAAUCAGUUGUUUAUAAGAAGAUAAUAUAUUUAUUUUUAACCAUAUCCGCCUGUAGUAACUAUAUUCGUUCGAUGGGGAGAUGUAAGGGCUUGAAAUUGACAGGUUGUUUAGUUGGUUAGUUCGAACUUCUUUUUUUUGUGUUUUUGUUUCGAAAACUUGACGCAUAUUAAAUUCU
Wyeomyia smithii (pitcher-plant mosquito) is the source of this 595-nucleotide messenger RNA. RefSeq lists its product as uncharacterized. The transcript has 2 exons. Bases 21 to 422 code for a protein of 133 amino acids. The record is from RefSeq and is a predicted model, not a curated record. Lineage: Eukaryota; Metazoa; Arthropoda; Insecta; Diptera; Culicidae.